UUUGAGAAUGAGAAUAGAGAUGUCCUCCUUUUUAUUAUCUACUUGCUUUGCCUUAUCAGUGCUAGGCUUAGCAUAUUCUGGCUUUAGUUUUUCAGUUGCCGAUAGCCGGAAAAUUUUGCACGGAGACCCUUCUGAAUCCUUUUGUCCUCUGAACUUCCGUUCUCUUGGGGAACUGUUGACUGAAGGUGCUCCUGUGCCUGUAUUUCUUGACAUGCCAAGACAGUGCCAAUACCUUCAUGAGGGGAUCCGUCUAGUUCGGUCUGAGUAUCUUCGAACAGACGGGCAUUUUCUUCCUCCUUCCACCGCUUCCAAGGCAUGUUGGGAAUCAUACCGGAGCUUAGUUGGUCGGCAUUUUCGUGGUUUUGAUAUCCAAACUACUUGUGGGUAUCAUCCAGAAUGGAUUUCUAUGGGGUGUAAGAAUAUUACAUCUCAGGCGGAGUUUGAGAGCCUAAUUCCUGAAUCCAAAAUGCAGGAAAUUAAGCGUUACUGUAACCAGUCUCUUGACAAUAGCUCUGCUUGUGAGAUGUGUAGAAAAAGUUUGUCGGGUGUUGCUGAAUCAUACUUGCGUGGUCCUGAUAUUGGAAAUGUCUCAGAUUGUACGGGAUAUCCUUUUAUGUAUGGAGCUGCUCUGGUUAAUGGGUUUGGAAAUACAGCAACUGCAAAGUGUUUGUUCUCGCUUGAAUUUUCAUUGCGGGCUUCUAACACUGAGCGGCGUAUGAUUGUGCUUUCUGGUGCUUUGACAGGUUGUCUUGUUGGGUUCUCUGGGGCCUGUUUUGCAGUUUUGUUUCUUCGGAUGAAACGAAAACACUGUAAGGGAGAGAAGACGAAGGCGAGUUUUGCUAAGGAUCAGACCGGUUUGAUUCUUACCCACUUGGUGAAAUUCCAAUAUGAAGACAUUAAGAAGGCUACCAUGAACUUUUCUAGGGAGAAUCUUAUUGGGAAGGGAGGAUAUGGGAAUGUUUAUAAGGGUAUAUUGCCGGAUGGAUCCCACUCCCAAGUUGCUUUCAAAAGAUUCAAGAACUGCUCUGCCUCUGCUGCAGGGGAUGCAACUUUUUCACAUGAGGUAGAGGUUAUUGCAAGCGUUAGGCAUGUUAAUCUUGUUGCUUUAAAAGGCUACUGUACCACAACGGUUCCUCGGGAGGGUAACCAGAGAAUAAUUGUAUGCGAUUUCAUCCCUAACGGAAGCCUCUAUGACCAUCUUUUUGGAUCAGAAACGAAGAAGCUUAGCUGGCCAGUUCGUCAGAAGAUCGCCCUUGGAACAGCCCGCGGAUUGGCUUAUUUACAUUAUGGAGCACAGCCGGCUAUCAUCCACAGGGAUGUCAAGGCCAGCAACAUACUUUUGGACGAGACGUUUGAGCCAAAGUUGGCAGAUUUUGGGCUUGCAAGGUUUAAUUAUGCAGAGGGAAUGACACAUUUGAGCACCAGGGUGGCUGGGACUCUUGGCUAUGUUGCGCCAGAGUAUGCUCUGUAUGGGAUUUUAACAGAGAGGAGUGAUGUUUACAGCUUUGGGGUUGUGCUGCUUGAGCUUCUGAGUGGGAAAAAAGCAAUUGAAACAGAAGAGGGAAAGGCUUCCCGUUUGACAGAUUGGGCUUGGUCUCUGAUGCAGAAAGGGAGAGCAUUGGAUGUCAUUGAAGAAGGGAUGCCUGAGUUGGGGUCAAACCAAGUUAUGGAACAUUAUAUUUUUGUUGCAGUUCUUUGUUCUCAUCCAAUACUACAUGCUAGGCCGACAAUGGACCAGGUUGUGAAGAUGUUGGAGAUCCACUCCUACAUUAAUUGGAGCAAUGGAGUGUAGGUAGUAUGGGAUAAGGUCACUGUCAAUCUUGGCCGACUAAAUGGUCGGACAAGCCAAAAUUUAUUUGAACAGGUGCGUUCGAGCUCUCUCACAAUGUGAAAUUGCUGAAAACUCUAAUCCGAGCAUCAAUUAAUGCUUGGGUUUUUUGUG
This is a messenger RNA of Alnus glutinosa, 1942 nucleotides long. Its product is annotated as probable LRR receptor-like serine/threonine-protein kinase RKF3. The coding region runs from base 8 to 1792 and encodes 594 amino acids. Gene Ontology annotation, molecular function: ATP binding; protein kinase activity. The transcript has a single exon. The record is from RefSeq and is a predicted model, not a curated record. Gene Ontology annotation, biological process: protein phosphorylation. NCBI's taxonomy places the organism in Eukaryota, Viridiplantae, Streptophyta, Magnoliopsida, Fagales, Betulaceae. Gene Ontology annotation, cellular component: membrane.